Homo sapiens (human) is the source of this 3182-nucleotide messenger RNA. It is a transcript of the gene TIMM22, whose product is annotated as translocase of inner mitochondrial membrane 22. NCBI's taxonomy places the organism in Eukaryota, Metazoa, Chordata, Mammalia, Primates, Hominidae. The record is from RefSeq and is marked reviewed. Gene Ontology annotation, cellular component: mitochondrial inner membrane; TIM22 mitochondrial import inner membrane insertion complex. The transcript has 4 exons. Gene Ontology annotation, biological process: establishment of protein localization to membrane; protein transmembrane transport; protein insertion into mitochondrial inner membrane. Bases 15 to 599 code for a protein of 194 amino acids.
GGGCAGCGACUGUCAUGGCGGCGGCCGCCCCCAAUGCCGGAGGCUCGGCCCCUGAGACAGCGGGUUCCGCCGAAGCUCCGCUGCAGUACAGCCUGCUCCUGCAGUACCUGGUGGGUGACAAGCGUCAGCCCCGGCUCCUGGAGCCUGGGAGCCUGGGCGGGAUCCCAAGUCCAGCCAAGAGUGAGGAGCAGAAGAUGAUCGAGAAGGCGAUGGAAAGCUGCGCUUUCAAGGCUGCGCUGGCCUGCGUGGGAGGAUUUGUCUUAGGAGGUGCAUUUGGGGUGUUUACCGCUGGCAUCGAUACCAACGUGGGCUUUGACCCUAAGGAUCCUUACCGUACACCGACUGCAAAAGAAGUGCUGAAAGACAUGGGGCAGAGAGGAAUGUCCUAUGCCAAAAAUUUCGCCAUUGUGGGAGCCAUGUUUUCUUGUACUGAGUGUUUGAUAGAAUCUUACCGGGGAACAUCAGACUGGAAGAACAGUGUCAUCAGUGGCUGCAUCACGGGAGGAGCUAUUGGUUUCAGAGCUGGCUUAAAGGCUGGGGCCAUUGGUUGUGGAGGUUUUGCUGCUUUCUCUGCUGCGAUUGAUUAUUACCUCCGGUGAGAGUAAUUGCCUGCAGGGAAGGAUGAUGCCAGCCCCGGAUCCGGGCUGCUCUCUGGAGGACAGUUUCUGUACCACACCAGGGCCUUGCUUCAGGGCCUGAAGACAUUCAUUUUCCCUCAUGUCGUUGGUAUUCUGAGGGAGCUGCCUGGCUUCUCUGCCUCCAGCCUUUGGGGUAGCCACACUUUGCUGCUCCUGGACUCCAGCCAGCCUUCACAGAGGACGUCCCGUGCCAGAUUCUCUCACAGCAGAUCGGGAGACAGGAUGUUGACAUAUAGGAAUUCAGCUCCACAAAGCUUCAGGCCUGACCACAGCUGGCCCUCUAGGUUGUUUGGUGUUGUGGGCACAGAGGUGACAGUGUCUCUGCAGGCACUCAGGAAGCUGUUCUACCUUGGAACUCCAUGCAACUAUCCGUCUCGAAUACCAGGGCAGGGCAAGGCGGACUGAUGCCGUCCAACCAAUUAUCUCACUUGUUUUGUGUUCUGUCAUCCUUGUUUUUUUUUUAAAAAUACACUCCCCUCCCCCACCGCCACACACCUUACAGUUCAAAAGGUUGGUUUAUUUGUAUUUUAUUUUCAAAUUCCCUAUUCCAAAAAUAGUGCCGGGUGGCCCAAAGAUAACAUCUGAAGGGAAAGAAUGAGAAAGCUCCCAGGGAAGCGGGGGAUGGGGCGCUGAGGCAGGGUUGUUAGAGGACUGUGUCAUCCUCACCAAGCUCAUUACAUCUGCCAGGGCCUGCCUCAAGAAGCCCAGCCCAGCCUUUUCCUGGGAUGCAGUGAAAUCCCAUCCAUGAACUCGAUGGGCCCCUCCUGUGCCGGCCGAGAGGCACACACUGCCUUCACGACGUGACUGCUGGACCUGGCCGAGCUUGAGGCCACAUGUGAAGGGUCCUGCUGUGGUCAUCUUGGUGACUCGGUCACAGCAGCUACUGGCCAAGAUCAGACGUCGCUGAGGGGCUGUUCACCACCAUCCUCGUUCUCCAGGGUCAAGGAAGUGUUUUAACAUGUCGUGUUUUCGACUUGACCUUGUGGUAUUUUUCUUGGCCUAGUUGUGUGCCAUGGAUAUUAAAAAAAAAAAAAAAAAAAUCCGUCUACAGUUGGGCUUCAGCACUGGUGCUGCUUUACCCUGGUGCUCUGUGGGGGGAUGACACUGCUGGAGUCAGGCCUUUGCUCUUGGGUGGGGCACAGGCAGGUCGCUUGGUGGGGGCCACACAGUGCUGGGCACCUUCAGCCAGUGGUGAUGAGUCUCCUUUUUCCUAUAAUACGGUAAUUCCUCUAUCCUUUCCUUUUUUGCCUUCUUCCUCAUCUGCCCUGUCUUCUGGCCCACACACUCUUAACCAGCGUUCACACUCAGUGUACAUGGCCUGGAGGCCCGAGUGUUUGUACAUGAGUGAUGAUGUCAAACCCAGCUGGUAACACCUUCCUUGGGUCAUGUUUGCCAUUUUCUUGGAAUGAAUGUGAGUUCCUGCUCAGGGCUCAUGUCCUUUUACAGUGAAUUCUAUAUAACGCCCCUCCCAGUCUCACAGCUAGGAGGCUUCAUCACUGCUAGGCCAGUUGGAGCGUUCCCUAGAGCUCAGAACAAAUUGUUUCCUCUGCUGUCCCUAAAUAUAGGACACCUACAAGCACUCUGAAGCAAGGGCAGACAUUCCCACCUGGUACCUGUCAAAGUCCUAGGAUGCCUGGGAUCUUCCAUCUUUCAGUCUAGCACGUGGGACCAAAUACAAGAGAUGCUGCCCUCACAACAGCCUUGGAAAAGAUGAGCGCCAGGGCUGUCAGUACCCAUCGGUUCAGUAAGCGAGGCAUUGUCCACGCUGCCUAUUCACUCGAGAGAUGAAUAGUUUCCUGUUUUCGAUGGCUGGGGAGCCAGUAUGAGCUCAUAAACCAAACAGCAAUUUUCAGAGACAUCUGUUCCUGAUCUUCAGAAUAAACUCAGUGUCCAGUUGCUUCGGCUGGUGGGAGCCAAUAUUCACGCCACUGACUCUCUCAAAGGGAGGGUGGGCCCUCGGAGACCCAGCUUCUCUGACAAGCAGAUUAGACCAAAAGGCUGCCUCAAAGAUAUGCCACUUUGAAGGAAAGCGUAGAGAAGCGUUUACAUAAAAGAAGACGCUUCCUGUUCAGUGGACAACUUCAUGCCACUUUCAAGGCACACCGAUGGCCAGGUGGGACAUUUGUACUGUAGCAGCACAUGGCAAAGGUGAGCCAGAAGCAGCCUGGAUGCUGGCUGAUCCGGAGGCCUUUGUGAAGAGCAAGGAGAGGGCUCCAGCCCACCUCCCCGCAGCUCUGCCCCAGCCCCCGUGGGCCACAGGGAGGCUCAAGGGGAGUGAACUAGGUAAACAGAUUCCUGGAAACUCACAUCUGGAUGCAGCUGGAAGAGUUAAAUAUUUACAUUGGUGGCUUCCCUGGACCACCGCGAACACAAACAUCCACACCACAGGGCUGAGUUUUGUGCAAAUGAUGGGGCUUUGCAUUUUUUAUUAACAUUUUCCUCUCACGUGGUUUACAUCAAUUUAUAAUAAUCUACAUAAGUUGAAACAGAACAUAGACAAAAAAAUAUAUCCUUACCAACUUAUUAAAGUCAGAUAUUCAUGAA